UCCCCGGUCCCCUCCGGAGCGCGUCUGGCUGCGGCGGCGGCGGCUCCUCCGUCGAGAGGCGGGGAGCGGGGCCGGGAGCGAGUGGGGGAGCCCGGGAGGGGCCCCCCUUAAAGGCCGCCGCCUGCUCGCUCGCUCGCUCGCUCCUCUCUGGGCGCGCGCGGCCGCCGCUCGAGCUCCGGUUCCCCCGCCGCCGCCGCCGCCGCCGCCGCCUCGGGGUGGGGACCCGGGCGGGGGCCCCCGCAGCCGCCGCCACCGGACGCGCGGCGCACGGAGCGCCCCAGUCCUUCCGGCGCGGAGCCCGCUGCAGCCGCCGGCCGGCCUCCCCGGGGCCGCCUUUGUCGCCGCAGCGGCCGCCGCAGCAGCAGCUCCGGAGCCGCGGCCGGCGGGGGCGCGGCGCGCACGGCCCGGCCAUGCCCAGCUCGCUGUUUGCAGACCUGGAGCGCCACGGCGGCGGCGGCGGCGGGGGCGGCGGCGGCGGAGGGGAGACCCUGGACGACCAGCGGGCCCUGCAGCUCGCGCUGGACCAGCUGUCCCUCCUGGGGCUGGACAGCGACGAGGGCGCCUCCCUGUACGACGGCGAGCCGCGCAGGAAGAGCGUGAACAUGACCGAGUGCGUGCCGGUGCCCAGCUCGGAGCACGUCGCCGAGAUCGUGGGCAGGCAAGGCUGUAAAAUCAAGGCGCUCCGGGCCAAGACCAACACGUACAUCAAGACGCCGGUGCGCGGGGAGGAGCCGGUGUUCGUGGUGACGGGGCGGAAGGAGGACGUGGCCAUGGCGCGCCGGGAGAUCAUCUCGGCGGCCGAGCACUUCUCCCUCAUCCGCGCCUCCAGGAACAAGACCUCGGCGCUCAACGGAGGAGGAGGAGGGAGCGGCGGCGGCGGAGGCGGCGGCGGCGGAGGGGGCGCCGCGCCGGGGCCCCCCCACCUGCCCGGCCAGACCACCAUCCAGGUGCGCGUGCCCUACCGCGUGGUGGGGCUGGUGGUGGGGCCCAAGGGCGCCACCAUCAAGCGCAUCCAGCAGCAGACGCACACCUACAUCGUGACGCCGAGCCGCGACAAGGAGCCUGUGUUCGAGGUCACGGGGAUGCCCGAGAACGUGGACCGCGCGCGCGAGGAGAUCGAGGCGCACAUCGCGCUGCGCACCGGCGGCGGCGGCGGCGGCGGCGUCGGGGGCGGCGGCGGCGGCGGCCUCGUGGAGCUCCCGGACGACAACGACUUCCACGCCAACGGCACCGACGUGGGCUUCGACCUCGGGUCCGGCGGCGGCGGCGGCGGCGGGGGGUCCGGGCCGGGCAGCCUGUGGAGCAAGCCCACGCCCACCCCGGGCCGCAAGCCCUUCGCCAGCUACCGCAACGACAGCUCCAGCUCGCUGGGCAGCGCGUCCACGGACUCCUACUUCGGCGGGGGGACCACCCCGCGCCUGGCCGACUACAGCCCCCCGAGCCCCGCGCUCAGCUUUGCGCAAAACGGCAGCAACGGCACCGGCAACGGGUACGCCUACGCCGGGGCCGGGGAGCCCCCCGCGCCCUCCCCCGACGGCGGCGGCGGCUGCUGCGCGGAGCUCCCGCCGCCUCCGCCCGCCUUCGACCCCGCGCCCGCGCCCCCGCCCGGGGCGCCCCUGCUCUGGGCGCAGUUCGAGCGCUCCCCCGGUGGCGGGGGGCCCCCGACGGUCUCCUCCGGCGCCUCCUCCUCCUCCUCCUCCUCCUCCGCGUCUUCCUCCGCCUCGUCUUCCUCCGUGGUGUUCCCCGGGGGCGCGCCCCCCGCCGGUGCCAGCAACCUGGGGCUGUUGGUGCAGCGCCGGCUGCCCCCGGGCGCAGGCUGCCCGCGCCUGUCGCCGCCCCUGCACGCGGCGGCGGCGGCGGCGCCGCCCCCCACGGGGCCCGGGGAGCACCCCCUGGCGCGCCGGGUGCGCAGCGACCCGGGCGGAGGGGGCCUGGCCUACGCGGCCUUCGCCAACGGGCUCGGGGCGCCGCCGCCGCCGCCGCCGCCGCCGCUGCCCCCCGACACGUCGGUCUCCUCGUCGUCCUCCAGCUCCUCCUCCAGCUCCUCGUCCUCGUCCUCCUCCUCGGCGUCCUCGUCCACGACGGGGCUGCGGCGCAAGGGCAGCCGCGACUGCUCCGUGUGCUUUGAGAGCGAGGUGAUCGCCGCGCUCGUGCCCUGCGGCCACAACCUCUUCUGCAUGGAGUGCGCCAACCGCAUCUGCGAGAAGAGCCAGCCCGAGUGCCCCGUGUGCCACGCCGCGGUCACCCAGGCCAUCCGCAUCUUCUCCUGAGCGCAGCGCGCCCAGGGGAGGGGGACCCAGGCCUCCAAACGCAUCCCCAGCGCGCGCAAACCCGGUGCGCCCUGGGGAGGGGGGACCCAGCUCUCCAAACUCAUCCCCAGCGCGCCCCGGGGAGAGGGACCUGGGGAGAGGGACCUAUGUCUCCAUCCUCAUCCCCGGUGCGCCCCGGGGAGUGGGGGGGCCCAGGACUCCAAACUCAUCCCAAGCGCGCGCAGCUGGUGCGCCCUGGGGAGGGGGGGACCCAGGUCUCCAAACUCAUCAGCGCGCGCCCCCCGGAACCCUCACCCUCCUGGUGCCCGACCUUCCUCCCCGCUCACCCCUCGGGAGACCAGAGGAGGCGCAUGGGAAGCGGAAUGAUCCAUUUUUCCAUUUAUUUUUCUCUCCCUCCCCCAACAACAACAAAGGAACUUGCCAAGGAUUUCUGUCCGCAAGAAUCCUGCGGGGCCCCCCCCCCCCCCGACACCUCCGAACCCCCUCCCGAAAUGCAUGCUCUAUACAUAUAGGAUCGGCGACCUAGGGAUAGUUUUGACACUGUACUUAAUAGCAAGCUUCCAGAAGGAAAUACUCCCCCAAACCCUGACCCCCUCUCCAUGCUCUUCAUGUAGGAAAACCAUGGACAGUGAUUUAGGGUGAAGAUGCUGAUGAUGACAAUAGUAGUGUUACGUAUGGGGUAUGUGGCCUGUCUUUUCGUGAAUCCUCCCUUUUCCCUCCCCCCUCCCCUCUGUGGCUGGGUUCCUAUUGAUGCUUGUUCUAGAACACCAUGGUGGUGGUGGGGGGGGAGAGUUUCUUCCCCAGAAUGUUCUAGAACACCGUGGAUCUUUCCAGAAUGUUCUAGAACACCGUGGGUCCUUCUGGAAUGUUCUAGAAGCGCCAGGCAUUCCGGAGACACCCCGGGGGGGGGGGGGGGGGGGAUACUGCAGCUUUAUGAAAAGUGAAGAGAAACUGUAACAUAUCUCUUAUCUAUUAAGAAAAAAAAAAGGAAGAAAAAAAAUACGUUUAAAAGUUUUAAAAGAGAAAUCUUGCAUUCCUACAGAUCGAAGUAUUUUAUUCUUUUUUGACUUGAAGAAUUAUAUUUCAUAUUGCAAAGAUGUUUACAAGUAUUUUAAUUUAAGUUCAGUGAACUUUUUUGUAGCUGGGUUUAAAAGAAAAAAAAAAUCUUUUUUAUUUUUUCGUACGGGCCUCAUCGGCGAAAGAACAAACACUGUAUUCUUUUAAAUAAUCCACUCUGUUGUGACGGGAUUACAAAA
Molecule: messenger RNA, 3526 nt
Organism: Pipistrellus kuhlii (Kuhl's pipistrelle)
Lineage: Eukaryota; Metazoa; Chordata; Mammalia; Chiroptera; Vespertilionidae
Gene: MEX3B
Product: mex-3 RNA binding family member B
Exons: 2
Coding region: 411-2270 (619 amino acids)
Molecular function (GO): RNA binding
Source: RefSeq, a predicted model, not a curated record